This is a messenger RNA of Leishmania braziliensis MHOM/BR/75/M2904, 1047 nucleotides long. The record is from the annotation of a RefSeq genome assembly. Lineage: Eukaryota; Euglenozoa; Kinetoplastea; Trypanosomatida; Trypanosomatidae.
AUGGCAUUGCCGGAGGUAAGGGCGCCGACAAGCCCGCCCCAACGGUGCUGCUCCUCGGUGGGCUGGGGGAGUCGGCCUCCAUCUUUGGUAUCUAACCCAGUUCCGCCCUUGUCCGUCCCACAAGCGGUGCGGACAAGGGCGGCUGCGACCCACAUGUCACAUCUGUUCCCCGAGUUCAAGCUGCUGCUGGACCAGCAGGCGCCGGAGGAGACGGAAGCGGUGCUCAUGCAGGCUGACAUCUUACGGCCGUCUCACGUACAACACGCCUUCCCCCCCUCCCCCACCGUGACUGCAGAGUCGACGGCGAGCCGACUCAUGCCGUUCUCAAUUUGGCAGGAGAGACGUCGUAAGGGUUCAUGGAGCCGCGUUACAGGAGCAAUACUGUGCAGCUGCAGCAGCUGUACACUAUCGAGGCAGCAAGGAUAGGCUGUGAGAGACCCAUUCAUGCCAGCACGUCGAAGGUGUUUAGUGGCAGACAAGCUGCCUCGUCACUUUGUGAAGAGGACGAUGCAGUGACGCCUGGUGAAAGCGUGGACCCCUGUUGGGUGGUACCACGAGGAGGAGGAGCGGCAUCUCCACACGUAUUGCGACACGCUGGUCUGGCGCAUUGCGCGGAUUCCCAUUGUAUACGACUCAACCCAUCUGCGUGGCCUCCUGCAGCGACUGUACUGUAGUGUCGUGUGCGCGUACGAUGGGCACGUGAUGCGGUGCCUCUGGGACCUAUCGCUUCGGUUGCACACGGUGUACAACCGAGACACCACUGCUGUGAUCUGGGAUGCGAUGGUAGCAGGGGCGAACCACUCAUGCUACCACAUUGUGGACGACGACGCCACGUCGCAGGGCACGCUGAACCAAGUUAUUAUCAGUCUCUUUCGGUAAUUGCGUGUCUAAUACGCUGGCGAGGUGGCGGAGCUAAAGGCGCAGCACUAUACACCGGAGUCGCUGGAAGAUGAAGUGAACGGCGAUCACGUAGAGCUGUGGAAUGAGAUGUUGGCAGAGCUGACUACUGCAUCGACGCCGCUGACACCACAUCUGUGCCCGAAGUAG